This is a messenger RNA of Sycon ciliatum, 3213 nucleotides long. RefSeq names its product GATOR2 complex protein MIOS-like. Gene Ontology annotation, biological process: cellular response to amino acid starvation; positive regulation of TORC1 signaling. The coding region runs from base 6 to 2069 and encodes 687 amino acids. The transcript is spliced from 25 exons. The record is from RefSeq and is a predicted model, not a curated record. Gene Ontology annotation, cellular component: cytoplasm. Gene Ontology annotation, molecular function: protein binding. NCBI's taxonomy places the organism in Eukaryota, Metazoa, Porifera, Calcarea, Leucosolenida, Sycettidae.
ACUGGAUGGCAUCCCAUGCUGAUAAUGCCGUCUUGAUUUGGGAUCUCCGCAAUUUUGACCGACCAGUCAUGACUAUUACUAAGCAUGCCUGGACAGGUGUGUCCAAGAUUGCCUGGUCACCUACAAGACGUGGCAACUUGGCAAUACUGGCAAAGGACGCUGCUGUCGUUCGGCUGUUUGACGUUCAGCACGCCCCGUUCGAGGCAGACUUUAUUCAAGGUGCCGACGUCACGGACGCAAUUGUGGAGCAAGUCGUUUUGAAGAAAGGCGAGGGCUUCUUCUCCUCCUUCAACUGGCAUCCGUCGUACAGCAAUCGCAUGUUAGCCGUCAGCGGGUCAGGCGAUAUUCAGGACAUUGAUAUUCCGGAGAAGAUCGCACUGUCCUGGCAGUCUGGCACAAGUCUGGCCUGGUCGUGUGGAUCCACGGUGGCCAACGCUAGAAUACGCACCGUUGGUGAGACAACGCACACAGACGACAACACACUGCUCAAGGAGGAUAUAUCGUCGGUCAUGCGUCAGCGCGCUGUGGACGGCUAUGGGCUCAAGGCUAGUGUCAAUGCACAGAUAGCACGUGGUGAUGCUGCACUAGUAGCGCUGUGGAAGUGGCUAGUCCGGUGUCAAAGACUAUCAGCCAGUGGUGUUCUAUCGACGGGCCGCAUGUCACCCAAGAACGUCAGUAUUCUACACUUGCUGGCCGAUGGUGCUGGAGAGCAACUGCCUGUGUCCAAAACCGUGGCUCCGGACAUUACCGUUAAGCAACACCUCAGCGUUGUCCGGCGGCAAAUUCAGCGCCUCUGCGGCUGGGACUUUGAAGAGUCGAAUCUGGAGGACUUCCUAAAACGUCUGGAACUGAAUAAGCAAUACGAGCGUGCAGCCGCCAUUGCCCUGUUUCACUUGCAACUGAAGCGUGCCGUCGAGUGUCUUACAAACGGAGCCCAUAGUAAAGAUGAUAAAGCCUCUAACCUACAUCUGCUUGCCAUAGCACUGUCCGGCUUCACAACCUCCACGUCCACCUCAAUGUGGCAUGACGUCGUAGGAAGUCUCAAGUCAAUGAUCACGAAUCCCUACAUCUUGGCGGCGUUUGCGUUUCUCUCCGGCGUGUCCACGGCUAGCAAAGUCAGCUCUACCUUCCUGUUCACAAACAGCAGUGUCAGCAGCAAUACUAGCGUCAACAAUUCGCCAUUUGCACCCGUCCUGUAUGAGACGGAUAUCUCAUUGUCUGAUAAGGUAGCGUUCGCCUGCUCCUUCUUGACAGAUUCCCAGUUGCUGGAGUUUCUUCAGAAGCUUGCAAGUCAAAUGGAGCAGGACGGUCGUCUUGAUGGCCUCUUGUUGACCGGAUUGGACGAGUCUGGAAUGCGUCUUCUCCAGGCGUACUUAGACAAGACUGGAGAUAUCCAAACAGUGUGUUUGGUCGUAGCUGUGUGUGGUGGAUUUGAUGACUCUCCACCUGCAGACAGUCAGGCCAAGCAAUGGCUGGAUAACUACCGAGACCUGCUGGACAUCUGGAGCCUGUGGCAAUUUCGGGCUAAGUUAGAUGUGGAGCUCACCCAGAGCGGUGCCUCAAGCUCUAACCCGGCGCAGAAGAUUGCUGCCUGCUGCACGUACUGUAAUCGCUCUAUAGCCUCCGAGUCCGGCAGAGUCAGCAGUGGCUUACCCAACCGGCAGACAGCACCUGCACGUCGAGCUCAACCGAGAGUGACUGCAUGUCCUAACUGCCGUAAGCCACUGCCUCGCUGCUCCCUGUGCUUGAUGAACAUGGGUACGGCGUCCCAGUUUAGAUCUUCUUCAGACGGCAGUUGUCUACGUCCAUCAACAGACAAGAAGAGUAUGUUCAAGGAUUGGAUGGCCUGGUGUCAGAAUUGUCAUCAUGGAGGUCAUGCUGAACACAUGAGAGAAUGGUACCGGGAGCACACGGAAUGCCCUGUAACUAACUGUCGCUGUCGCUGCGCUCAACUCGACGAGAACCUGCUUGGCGGUAAAGCACCGACUGUGACAAACGCUGGCAAUCUCUCCACCUCCAGUGGCGGCGGUGGUGGCAGCGUUACCGGUACUAGCACCAGCACUAGCUAGCGGCACCACAGUUUCAGCUCGGUGACGACACACACACGCUCACACACUAUAGCCGAAGCUGCUGCUGUUCCAUUCGGAGAUACUGAUCGCCGAAACCCAUGAUUAUAAUGCUGAGUGAUGAUGCCCGCGGCAUUCUACCUUCCGUCCGUGUCCUAUUGUGAGUAUUGUCUCCCUCCGUCAUGUGGACCUUCGGUUUCUUGUCACUGUGUCGUGGAACUGGAGAGACUACAGCUUGCUGAUGGCAUAGUGUCCUAGUGUGGAUAUUAGUGGUGUGUGUUUCUUGUCACUGUGCGUCCUGGAAUUGUGUCCUGGAAUUGUGUCCUGGAACUGGAAACAGCAGCUUGCUAAUGUCGUGCCCUAUUCUAGACUCGGCUAGUUCGGUGGGCGCUGCCAUGCAGUGCAUGUGGUGUUUUAACCAAUGGCAAUGGGGGUGAACUCUUCGCUCAAUCUCAACGGAAUCAUGGUCGCAAUGGCAGCUUGCUUUUGCUGCCGGUGCCCGCUACAAUUUAUUUCGGCAAGAGUUAUAUGUACUACUACCACCCACACUACCACCGGAUCUUCUUUCACCACCAGACCUUUUUUAAUUUUCAUGCUGUUGGUGCUGGCACCAACUUUUGCUGUCCCUCCCCCCACCAUCACACACACCUUACUUGUAUUAUUACCCCCCCCCCCCCUUGCACACCACUGCUUGUCUCGUCCUUUUUUUAGCUACUGUUGUCUGCUUUAUUUUGGUGGUUUUAAAACGGUGCACGUGAUCCAACUGACUAGUCUGAUCGGAUUGAUUUCCUUAGCUGCCGCUCUCGUCAUCGUCACUACAUCAGUCUGUUCUGUGUGCUGUCUGUGUGCUGUGCUGUCCACGUGCUGUGUGUGUGUGUGACAUGUCUUUACUCAGCAGCUACCUUCCAAUCUCAUGCAAUGUGUGUCUCAGGCAUUCAUCGUCGUCACAUCAUCACUAGCUCUCUUUUUCAUGUUCUUCAAUACCCUCCGUUUCUCAUCAAACUUUUGAUAUGUACUGUGUUUUUGUUUUAUUUUUGUGUUUAGCUACAGAGUUCUGCUAUAUUUAGCGCUGACUUCAGUGCUGACUUUUGUGCUACUUCGAAGUAGAUAUUUUGCUGUCAGGUGAAAUUUAGCGCUCAAUAUUGCA